CAGAAAUUCAACACAUCACUCGAGCUUUCUUUAAGAAGUUUAAUGACCAAUUCUGUGCUGAUCUUCAAUUAGCCGCAAAUAAUAUUUGAAUUAUAAAAAAUGUUAAAAUUGUGCCUAUUCGCGAUUCUAGCCCUCACCGGCAUUGCAAUUUCCAAUUGCAAAUCCAUUCAUAGCUAUCAAACAUUUCCGCCCGUAAACAAAACGAAUGAAUGUGAUAACGUGUGUCAAACACCUGGCUGCAUCCACGAAGCCUCACGUAUUCUCGGCCAGAUGGAUGAAUCGGUAGAUCCGUGCAAUGAUUUCUACAGUUUUGCAUGCGGAAAAUUUGUGAAAGAGACAAUCAUUCCGGAUGAAAAAGCGGGAGUUACCCCAUUUUCGAUAGUUGGGGAUAAACUCCAAGAGCAGCUACGUUCAUUGCUUCGCGAGAAAAUCAAUCCAAAUGAUUCACCACCAUUUAAUUUGGCGAAAAAAUUGUAUAAAGCAUGCAUGAACAAAACACAGAUUGAAGCAAUUGGAUUGAAACCAUUACGCGAUAUCACCGAUAGACUUGGUGGAUGGCCAGUUGUCAAGGGUUACGAUUGGAACACAAAAUCCGACUGGAGUUGGACAUGGGCCGUUAAGGAAUUCCGUAAAUAUGGCUUCAGCAUGGAUUAUAUUUUUGAUUUAUCCAUUGGCACCGAUUUUAAAAAUUCAACAGUACGAGUACUUGCAAUCGAUCAAGCUGCAUUGGGUUUAAGUCGUGAAUAUUUGACUAAAGGAUUUGAUGAUAAAAUCGUUAAGGCGUACUAUGAAUAUAUGGUGGAUAUGGCGGUUAUUUAUGGUGCCGAUCGCAGGCACGCUGAACGAGAGCUUAAGGAAUCACUUCAGUUUGAAAUGAAAUUGGCCAAUAUUUCAUCGUCAAGUGAAGAACGAAGAAACUACACAGCACUGUACAAUCCAUACACGCUGCGAGACGUACAAAAGAUGUAUCCAUACAUUCAAUGGGUUGCGUACAUAAAUGCGUUGAUGAUGUCAAUCCAAUCUGUCAACGAGAAUGAAGUUAUCGUAGUUAGUGUACCGUCUUACUUCAAAAAAUUGGGUCAAUUAUUGCAAGACACUCCCAAGCGUACCAUCGCUAACUAUAUGAUGUGGCGCAUUACAUCUUAUUCAUCGUUCUUCCUCACUAGUGAAUUGCGCAACAGGCAAUUGAUUUACAGAACGGCCGUAAACGGUAUACAAGAACAAGGAGCGAGAUGGAAGGAAUGUACUGAUCUCACUAAGGAAAGUUUGCCAAUGGCUGUUGGUGCAUUGUAUGUUCGAAAGCACUUCCAACAAGACUCAAAAGCCGCUGCUAUGGAUAUGGUGAAUCGAAUCCGCAAUGAAAUGGAGCUUAUUUUAAACGAUGCCAAAUGGAUGGAUGACGAAACACGCCAAUCGGCUCUCAAUAAAUUGAAAGCAAUGUCGACAUACGUCGGAUAUCCCGAUGAAAUGAUGAACGAUUCUAAAAUUGAAGAAUACCACAAAAACGUAGAAAUCGACGAAAAUAACUAUCUGUUGUCCUAUUUGAAUUUGAGUGUGUUUGGUACUGAUCUUGGUUUUAAGGAAUUUCGUAAGCCAUACAUCAAAACCGAUUGGACCAUGCAUUCGGAUCCAGCUAUAGUCAACGCUUUUUACUCUUCCAUCUCAAAUAGCAUAGAAUUUCCGGCAGGAGUUCUACAGGGCAAUUUCUUCUCGUCCAACCGUCCAACAUAUUUGAACUAUGGAGGAAUUGGUAUGAUCAUUGGGCAUGAAAUAACACAUGGCUUUGACGAUCAGGGGAGUCAAUUUGAUCUAAAUGGUAAUUUGGUUGAUUGGUGGAAACCUGAAACGAAGGUUCAUUAUUUGGAAAAGGCAAAGUGCAUAAUUGAACAAUACGGAAACUAUACAGAGCCGUUGACCGGACUUAAGUUGAAUGGCAUCAACACACAAGGAGAGAAUAUUGCCGAUAAUGGAGGUAUCAAAGAAACUUAUCUCGCUUAUCGAAAAUGGCAAAAAGAAAAUGACCGAGAACAAAGAUUGCCCGGCUUGAAUUACACCGCACAACAAAUGUUUUGGCUCUCAGCAGCACAGACGUGGUGCAAUUCAUAUAGACCAGAAUCGAUCAAAUCACUGAUUAUACCAGACGUGCAUAGUCCAGGGCAAUUUCGUGUACUUGGACCAUUGAGAAAUCGCCAAGAAUUUGCCGAUGAUUUCAAUUGCCCAAUGGGAAGUCCGAUGAAUCCGGCCAAAAAAUGUGAAGUUUGGUAGUCAUAUAAUUCUAAAAAUUUGAAUUUAUCACAAGCUCCUUAUCAGUUGGCUGAGUUUUCAUCUGAGAAAUAAGACAAUCCGUUUGAGUCUUGGAUCUUUAUGAUUUCAAGUAAUUUAUUAGUUUAGUUUUACGGUUAUAAGUAAGCAAAAAUGUAAAUAAAGCAAAGCAGCACAUUAGGCAGUUUUCAUGUGA
This is a messenger RNA of Contarinia nasturtii (swede midge), 2458 nucleotides long. Its product is annotated as neprilysin-2-like. Gene Ontology annotation, biological process: protein processing. Gene Ontology annotation, molecular function: metalloendopeptidase activity. Gene Ontology annotation, cellular component: plasma membrane. The transcript has 12 exons. The record is from RefSeq and is a predicted model, not a curated record. Bases 100 to 2265 code for a protein of 721 amino acids. Lineage: Eukaryota; Metazoa; Arthropoda; Insecta; Diptera; Cecidomyiidae.